AUGUCGAUGACCGGCUAUAUUUUCCGCAUUUAAAAAUUAUUAUUCAAUUCGCAUUCAUUUUCGUUCGUCUAAGAAAAAGAAAAUCAAAAACGUAUUUUUGUGAGAAACCAAAAAAAAAAAAAAAAAAAUUAACACGCUUCCUUUUUUUUUUGCUACUAACUGAGUUUUGAAAAUUUGUUGAAUACAAAUUCGUUAUUUUAAUGGCCAGUGGCUAUCUGUGAAGUGCAUCUCUGUUUGGAAAAGAAUAUUUAAGUAUAUUAAAAAGGCUUUAUUUUAAACAAAAGAAAAUUCCUUAUUCAAAACCAUAAUAAGAAUUCCAACCUCGCCAAGUGCUAAAAAGUGAAUUGAAAUAUUUAUUUAUUUUGUUUUUGGUUUUCUGUUAUUGUGUCCGUAGACAAAGAGGAUUUGUUGUUUAUUUUCGUUUGCACCACCUUGAAAAUGUUCAACAGCUGUGCAACUAAUCUGUGAUAUGCACUGAUUUGAAAACGAUCUGCUGAAUGACAACACCGAUUGCGGUUGGAAAAUCAUAAGCCUGUAGAAGUUCUUUGCUUGCAGAAGCAUUAGGAAAAAAAUUAAAAAAAUUAAUAUUUUUGUGACUGUGAUCGUUUGAACGAGUACUCCGUAGCCCACCAUGGAACUGGAAAUGGAAACAAGUAAAAUGCUGAAAAGCAAUACCGUGCGCAGCAUACCCAUCGAAUUUACAGAUCUCACCUAUCAAGUUAAUGUGCCAAAGCAAAAAGAAAAGAAAACUGUACUUAAAGGUAUAUCGGGAACUUUCUUACCCGGCGAAUUAACAGCCAUUAUGGGACCCUCCGGAGCUGGCAAAUCUAGUUUAAUGAAUAUUUUAACAGGAUUCACGAAAACCGGUGUUACGGGCACAAUCAAGUUUGGCGAUGCUCCCAAGGCCCGAAAAUUAUGCUGUUACAUAAUGCAAGAUGAUCAUUUCUAUGCCUGGUUUACCGUUGAAGAGACCAUGAUGCUGGCGGCCAGUUUAAAAAUAUCCAAUGAAUCGAUGCCCAUACGAGAUCGAAAAUUAUUGAUUGAACAAAUUUUGGAAACCUUGAAAUUGACAAAAACAAAACAUACACGUUGCAGCCGAUUAUCCGGUGGCCAGAAAAAACGUUUAUCAAUUGCCUUGGAACUAAUUGAUAAUCCCGCCGUAUUAUUUUUAGAUGAGCCAACAACAGGUCUUGACAGUUCCAGUUCCUUUGACACCAUUAAACUUCUACAGAAACUGGCCAGUCACGGUCGCACAAUUGUCUGUACCAUCCAUCAGCCGUCCUCGAACAUUUACAAUCUUUUCAAUCAAAUCUAUGUGAUGAGUCAGGGCUAUUGCACCUAUCAGGGAACACCAGAUCGAACGGUGGACUAUUUUAAAUCAAUUGGUUUGGAAUGUCCUCCCUAUCAUAAUCCUGCCGAUUUUUUGCUUGAAUGUGUCAACGGUGAUUAUGGUGACUAUACAAUGGCCCUGGCCGAGGCGGCCCAAAAACCGGAAUGGCGUCACGACUAUAAUCGCAGCCGGCCUGCAAUUAUGGCCAGUGAUAAAAUUGUUGAGGCCAAUUUGGGAAUUACCAGCAAUGGCAAAGUUUUACAUGCCCAGGAAACGUUUAGUAACAACAGUAGUCACUUGUAUCCACCACCGGAAUGGAUGCGUCUAUGGCUGUUGAUCGGUCGUUGUCAUGUUCAAAUCUUUCGGGAUUGGUCUCUGACCCACAUCAAACUUCUUAUGCACAUCUUAUGCGCCAUUAUCAUUGGUCUUCUUUUCGGCGAUUCCGGAUCAAAUGCCGACAAACAACUAUCGAAUUUUGGUUCUUAUUUGGUUCACACGCUCUAUCUGUGGUACACCACCAUAAUGCCGGGAGUUUUGAGAUUUCCCCAAGAAAUUGCCAUCAUCAAGAAGGAAUCGUUUAAUAACUGGUACAAACUAAGAACAUUUUAUUUGGCCUCACUGAUAACCUCAACGCCAGUUCAUAUCAUCUUAUCCACCGUGUAUAUGACAAUUACAUAUUUAAUGACCGACCAGCCCCUGGAAGUGGAUCGUUUUGUCAAAAUGAUCCUGACAAGCAUGAUGCUUACAAUAUGUGCCGAUGGCUUGGGUAUAUUUUUGGGAACAAUAUUGAAUCCUGUGAACGGUACCUUUGUGGGAGCUGUUGCCACAUGUUUCAUGAUGAUCUUCUCUGGAUUCUUGAUAUUGCUGACACACAUGUCCGAUUUUAUGCGAAUGAUAUCGUAUGUAUCACCCAUACGUUACGGCCUGGAAAAUAUGGUAUUGGCCAUGUAUUCAAAUAAUCGACAAGACACCAUAUGCCCGGAUGAUGUUCUAUAUUGUCAUUUCAAAAACGCUGCAACUGUCCUGAAAAGUUUUGGCAUGGAAAAUGGCAAUUAUGGCAUGAAUUUGGGUAUCUUGGUACUACAGCUGGUCAUCUACAAAUCAUGUGCCUAUUUUACGUUAAAACGGCAAGUUAAACGUCAAUAGGACGAGAGCUGUUUUACAUUGGAAAAAUCUACUUGUUGUGUGUGACGAUCUACAAAGGCCGCACAAGAACAAUGCCACAAAUUAGUAUUAGUAGACAUAUACAUAUACUUUGUUAUAUAAAUUUUCAUAUACAUUUGUAUGUAUUUAGAUGUAAGACUAGUUGUUAAAUAGUAUAUAAGUUCCAUCUUUUUUGCGAACAAAUUCGGCGAAUGAAAUUCGACUGCAAAAAUCGAUUUAAAAUCCAAUGUGAUUGUGCGAUUUGUUAUUACGAGAACUUGUUUACACUUUUGAAAAUUUGUUAUUUAUAACCUAAAAAAAUCACUCGAGUACUCAGGUCAUUAUAAUUAGAAGUGCCUUAUAUUUAUGCGGUCCAGAAUGGUGGCCAAAUCUAGAAUUGGAUUACAUAUAAACCCCAUUAUGAUUUUGUAUUUGCCAGCGCAUUUUGCAAACAAAUUUAUUUUUCAUUCGAACGUGGCUGUUAAUUUAUUGUUUAGCUAAUAUGAAAUGGUGUUUCUUUUUCUAUUCUCUAAAGUUAUUGUUUAGAUUAUGUAAGUAUCUCAAAGAAAAAUAAAAUAAAUAGUUAA
Messenger RNA from Musca domestica (house fly), 3060 nucleotides. RefSeq names its product ATP-binding cassette sub-family G member 1. The transcript has 12 exons. Gene Ontology annotation, molecular function: ABC-type transporter activity; ATP hydrolysis activity; ATP binding. Gene Ontology annotation, cellular component: plasma membrane. The record is from RefSeq and is a predicted model, not a curated record. NCBI's taxonomy places the organism in Eukaryota, Metazoa, Arthropoda, Insecta, Diptera, Muscidae. Bases 632 to 2476 code for a protein of 614 amino acids.